Botrytis cinerea B05.10 is the source of this 1144-nucleotide messenger RNA. RefSeq lists its product as hypothetical. The transcript has a single exon. The record is from RefSeq and is a predicted model, not a curated record. Lineage: Eukaryota; Fungi; Ascomycota; Leotiomycetes; Helotiales; Sclerotiniaceae. The coding region runs from base 273 to 1025 and encodes 250 amino acids.
GAAAGUCGCAUCUGUACAUUUGAAUUUGUGUCAAGAAACAACAAAAAGAAAUUUAAGAUUGAUUUCCUGCGGCUUUUGAUCGACGCUCCUCUCUGACCUUCGACUUCGAGAAAGAUAGAUAUUUCAAGACUCAUCUGCGAACCAACCGCCCCUUAUCAAACAUUCAAAUUCAAUCAUCUCAAACAACAUCUCCCCCACGGAAUCAAGUCCAAAGAAUAGAGAAUUCACACCCACGAAAAUACUUCUCAAAGUUUACUUCCAAAUCGGGAAUCAUGUGCAAAACAACACACACGCACUUCAGCUGUCUAUGCACAACCCUCGUAGUGCACUCAUGCGCCCUUAAUUUUCCACUCGGUCGAAUGGUCUGUGGCCCACCUAAUCUAAUCAAGAAAGACAUACAUGUCUAUUCAGACUGCGAUGAUUGUUUACUCGGCGCCCCUAUUAGAGAAGAGAGACGAAACAGACUAGAUAAGAAGGCGAGUGAGAGAUGGAUGACGAUUGUGGAUGAUGUUAUUAACGAUGGAGAUGAACAUGGCGAGGGAGUGGAGGAAAUCAGAUUAGAAUGUGCGGAUGAGAGAGCUGGGGAUGAAGGAGAGGGGGAAGUUUAUGAUGGGGGUGAGGAUCGCGAUAGAGAUAUGGAGGAAGAAUGGGAAGUUUUGAUGAAUAGACAGAAGAACAAGCAUGAGUAUCAGGAGGAAAAUGAAGACGAAGAUGCGCGAUUGUUAGCUGCUCAAGAGGCAAUCCAAUCUGAGCUCGAAAACUCCGAAGGCACCCCCGAUGAAGAUGACGAUAUGGCUGCUGCAGCACAGUUACUCUCAGCGCUUAGACAAGAGCUCGGAAAGGGUAAUAUGGAUUCAAAGGACGCAGAUAUUGACCAGAGUGAUGAGGGCAAGGAAGAGGGAGAUGAUGGGGAAUCCCAGGAACAUGUGCAGGCGAUUAUGGAGAAUCUGGGGAAGCUGAGAGAGAGGAGCGAAAAAGUAGAAGUUGAUUCUAUGCUAGCGGAGCAGGAAGAUUGGGGAAUGUAGAAAGGAUAAUUGGAAAGUUGGCUUGUCAGUGCGUGGCAUUGUCAUGCUUGUCGUCUCUUCAUUGGAAUAUGCUUGAUUUAGCUAGGUUCAUGCACUUUCAUGGAAUCGUUUCUCUGGCA